AUGUCACAGAGAUCACCACCGACCAUCAGCUCCUACGCCACGAGUGCGCCCAACUCAUCUGGAUCAGAGGCCGACGCUCUAUCCCAGGGCUCUGAUGUAGGCGACAGAAAAGUACGAAGGAGGGAAAAAAACAGAGUGGCCGCCCAGAGAAGUCGCCGGAAACAGACGCAAAAAGCAGACAAGUUACACGAGGAAUAUGAAUGUCUGGAACAGGAGAAUUCCUCCCUUAAGAAGGAGAUUGGAAAACUCACGGAUGAACUGAAGCACUUGAGUCAAGUGUUGAAGGACCAUGAACAGCUAUGUCCAUACUUACGCUGCCCAGUGAGCUUUGUGACUGUGCCCAGAGUGGCAGAUGGCCUGUCUGGCUGCUUGCCCCGGUGACCACUACUGAUUAUAAAUUAACCGAGAUUAUAC
Nanorana parkeri is the source of this 414-nucleotide messenger RNA. It is a transcript of the gene BATF3, whose product is annotated as basic leucine zipper ATF-like transcription factor 3. Gene Ontology annotation, biological process: regulation of transcription by RNA polymerase II. The transcript is spliced from 3 exons. Bases 1 to 381 code for a protein of 126 amino acids. Gene Ontology annotation, cellular component: nucleus. The record is from RefSeq and is a predicted model, not a curated record. NCBI's taxonomy places the organism in Eukaryota, Metazoa, Chordata, Amphibia, Anura, Dicroglossidae. Gene Ontology annotation, molecular function: RNA polymerase II cis-regulatory region sequence-specific DNA binding; DNA-binding transcription factor activity, RNA polymerase II-specific.